Messenger RNA from Aspergillus homomorphus CBS 101889, 2487 nucleotides. Its product is annotated as DUF3824 domain-containing protein. NCBI's taxonomy places the organism in Eukaryota, Fungi, Ascomycota, Eurotiomycetes, Eurotiales, Aspergillaceae. The transcript is spliced from 3 exons. The record is from RefSeq and is a predicted model, not a curated record. Bases 1 to 2487 code for a protein of 828 amino acids.
AUGUCAUACGUUUACAGAGAGCGCGAUCGCGAGCGGGACUGGGACGAACCCCGGUCGACCGUGUCUAUCAAGCGUUACGUCAUUCCCUCAGAGGAGGAACGGGAGCGGGAUUUCUUCUAUCGCCAUGAGGAACCAGCCGACCGAGAGCUGGUUAUCCGGCGCACUCAUGAGCGAGAGGAUCCGGUGAUGGUUCAACGAUAUGAACGGGAAAUUGACUACGACUCGCGCCCACUUGACUACCGCUCCGAAAGAGACUAUUACGAACGUGAGUAUUAUGUGCCCGAGCGCAUCCGCAGUCACCCCGCCCCCGUUAUCAUUCGUGAAACUCAGCCGAUAAUCCUUCUUGAAGCACGCGGUCCGGUCUACGUCAAUCCACGAGAAUCCGAUUAUGCGAUUGUGCGGCGGCCGGAAGUGGACCGUGAGCCUGAAGGCUACUACUACCACCGGCGUGUCCGGGAGUGGGAUGAAGACCGCCGCUCCCGACGCGAACUCAGCCCCAGUGACUCCGUUUCUCAGGCUACUCGUCGUCGGGAUGAACAAGACUAUAGCAGCGAUGAGAGCAUGGUCUAUAUUCGCAAAGAGACGCGGGAGUACGAUGACCAUCCUCAUCAUCGGCGGCGGCAUCUCGCCGAGGGCGCUUUGGCAGGCGUUGGGGCGGCCGAGCUUCUUCGCAACCAUCAUAAGAAAGAAGGGGAGGAAGUGGCGGAAGGAGUUGGCCGCCUCGGACGGGACGUGGGCGCCGGUGCAUUGGGCGCCAUUGCCGCUGAAGCCGUCUCACGCGCAAGAGAACACUAUCGCAGCAAAAGUCGGCAUCGCUCCCACUCUUUCGACGACGAUCACAGAUCACACUCCCGUCAUCAUCACCAUCAUCACCAUCAUAGCCGCAGUCGUCGAAGCCGCAGUCGCUCUCACUCCCACUCGCGUGCACGCACGCUCGCAGAACUGGGCUUGGGUGCAGCUGCUAUUGCGGGCGCAGUUGCCCUGGCACGAAACAAGUCCAACUCCAAGAAGGACCGGCGCAGUCGAUCUCGUCACCGCCGGGCUGCCAGUUCCACCCGAUCGUUGCCGGUCACCAAAGAUGGAGAGCGCAGCCAGUCUCAAAGCAGAAAGCACAUGGCCGAGGCGGGUCUAGCCGGAGCAGCUGUGGCUGGCCUUAUCGAGAGGGCCCGGAGUCGCUCACGCCCAGGACGACGUGAUCGAUCUCGUUCCAAGAGUGCAAUCAGAAAAGCCCUGCCAGUGCUAGCGGCUGGUCUUGGAACCGCUGCUGUGACCGGCUUGUACGAGAAAAACAAGGAGAAGAAGGAAGGAUCCCGCCGCCGCUCUAGGUCGCGCAGCCGCGCCCCUUCAGAGGUUUACUCUGACCCAACGAAAUCCUCGCCUGGAUUAAUUGAAUACGGGGAGCACCCAGUCCACGGAAGUAUUCCUGCCAACUACUACGGUCGACCUGGGAGCUCGCAUGGGUACUACUCGGAUGCAUCUGAUCCUGUUGCAAGUGGUGCGGCAGGCUUUGGAUCAACACGGCGCCGGGACUAUAGCCGCAGUCGUAGUCGGAGCCGAGGCCGGGCUGUCCGUUACAGUAGCGAUUCGUCAGAUUCAGAAAGCGACAGGCGGAGACGACGGCGAGGUGGGCACGAACGGCCUCGCAGUCGCUCGCGCGAAUUCGCCGAGGCCGCUUUAGGAGCGGCGGGGGUCGGUUACGCAGCCCACAAGCUGUCCCAGCGGAAUGAGCGCAAGAAGGCGGGGCGAGACAGGGACAGAUCAGAUGAAGAAGGUCCGUACCAGCAUGAUCCGUAUCCACCUCCUGCUGCUCCUCGGCCGAUCGACGAUCAUCAGUACUACCCCAAUACCAAUUACUUUCCCCCGCCCCCUGGCUCCGCGCCUCGCACCGAACCAGCGCCGUACAACCCUGCGGACUAUCCACCCCCGCCCGGCGCUGUACCACCGCAGCCGUAUGCUCAUUCCGCGCGUCCUGGGCCAGAACCGUACGCGCCUCGGCCCCGGAGGGUAGAAGAGAAUGUGAGUGCCGCAUGGAAACAUCCCCAUCACCCCGUUGCCCAAGAUCGCAUAUAUGAUGGUCUAGAUGCACGGUCACCGCUGAGAACCCCCCGCGCGAAAAAGCGACGACCUCGCGCUGCCAGCCAGCCGGCAAGACCGAAGUCGGUUGCCUUUGACCUUAGCUCGGAGCAUGAGCAACAGAAUGACCCAGGAUACGAAACGGACGACAGUGACUCGACCAUUGCAUCAACACAUGGACGUGGGCGCUACCAUACUCCACAUCGCCGGCACUCGUCGUCUGAACCGUUUGCUGCACGUACACGGUCUGAGGAUCGGUCCCGCAAAGAUGGCGCGGAGUCUGAUUCUGAUUCAACUAUUGAUUUGCCUGAUCGGUUCGACUCACAGGGUCGUCUCCUACCCCAGCCAGGGGAUGAUCCCUUGGCGGAUGGGUUGGAGCAGCUGCUGAGGAGAAUCAACCGCGUCUUUGUUUGA